GAUCUUCAAAUAAUUUUAAAAACCUUUCGCGAAAAUGAUCACUUUAUUGAUCGUUUAAACAGUUUCAUUUAUCAUAAUGUUCAUAAUGAUUUUACCUACAUUAUUGAAGCAGCUUCUUAUCCCCUGUCUUUUAUGCCUAUUUAUGACUUGAGAAAGAUUGAGAAAUCACCUGAUGCAAACACCAAACCUGACACUGAAGACACAUUCGGUUUCGUAGCUGUGGAUGAAAAUGGUUAUAUUAUUCCGAAAAGUUAUCAAAUAAAUGGGUUUUAUAGGUUAAUCACAGGACAAAAUGGGCUCAUGAAACCAAGCGACUAUGUUUUAAAA
This is a messenger RNA of Ascoidea rubescens DSM 1968, 327 nucleotides long. RefSeq lists its product as uncharacterized. The transcript has a single exon. The annotation marks the transcript as partial. The record is from RefSeq and is a predicted model, not a curated record. Lineage: Eukaryota; Fungi; Ascomycota; Saccharomycetes; Ascoideales; Ascoideaceae.